CUGAGCAGCCAUGCGUAGCUCCAUGAAGCACGUCGCUGCGUCCAGCCGCCCCCGGUGGACAAGCUCCGAGAAGCGGCCCAGCUUGCGGUCAGUUCCCCGGCUGCACGGCUCCAUCGUCGCGGGCCAGCGCAGGCGUGGUGAGCGGGACUGCAGGCAGGGGGCGGCAACAAGGCGGUGACAGCAGCACAGUCACGGAGACGCACAUCCAAGAGAGACACACAUCUUUGUGUACACACUGCAGGUCAGUCAGCUCAGUUCACCGGCUGGCACCGACAACACACCGGACUCCCCCCAUCACCGGAACUCUCUCGUGGAGUGGAUUCUUGUUUGUGUUUUUUUUUUUCCGCGAGUCUUUCAUUUCUUUUCUUUUUUUUUAUUUUUAUUUUUUGGAUGCUCCAAUCUAAUUUAUCAUAAAGGGGAAUAAAGCGCGUAACUAGCCGCCCGGUUUUUUUAGGGGGUUGGGAAAUGACAAGCGAGAGAACCGUGACAAUGCCGGGCUCGGUGUCGCUCUCGGACCGACAACCUCCUCCAGGUCACAGGCAACACGCGGCUGCAGUCACCGGUGAGACAGUGAUGAUGUCCGGCUCAGGUUCAGUGGUGCUCCCGGCUGGGAUUAUCAAUCCAUCGGUUCCAAUCCGGAAUAUCAAAAUGAAAUUUGCUGUCCUCAUCGGACUGAUCCAGGUUGGAGAGGUUAGCAACCGGGAUAUUGUUGAAACGGUGCUGAAUCUGUUGGUGGGCGGUGAGUUUGAUCUGGAGACAAACUUCAUCAUCCAGGAUGCGGAAAGCAUCGGCUGCAUGGCGGAGCUGUUGGAGCACUGCGAUGUCACCUGUCAGGCUGAAAUCUGGAGCAUGUUCACCGCCAUCCUUCGGAAAAGUGUUCGAAACCUGCAAACAAGCACCGAGGUGGGCCUGAUCCAACAGGUGCUGCUCAAAAUGAGUUCGGUGGAAGACAUGAUUGCAGACUUGCUAGUGGACAUGUUGGGAGUGUUGGCCAGCUACAGCAUCACAGUGAAGGAACUGAAGCUGCUCUUCAGCAUGCUGCGAGGAGAAGGAGGCCUCUGGCCGAGGCAUGCGGUCAAAAUGUUGUCAGUGCUGAAUCAGAUGCCCCAGAGACACGGUCCAGAUGCCUUCUUCAACUUUCCUGGUCGCAGUGCAGCAGCAAUUGCUUUACCUCCUAUUGCCAAGUGGCCUUAUCAAAAUGGGUUUACAUUCAACACCUGGUUCAGAAUGGAUCCUUUAAAUAACAUCAAUGUUGACAAGGACAAACCAUAUCUGUACUGCUUUCGUACCAGCAAGGGCAUCGGCUACUCUGCACAUUUUGUUGGUAACUGCUUGAUUGUGACAUCACUCAAGUCUAAAGGAAAAGGUUUCCAGCACUGUGUCAAGUAUGAUUUUCAGCCCAGGAAGUGGUACAUGAUCAGUAUAGUUCACAUCUACAGCCGCUGGAGGAACAGUGAAAUCAGAUGCUACGUUAACGGACAGCUUGUUUCUUACGGAGACAUGGCAUGGCACGUCAACACAAAUGAUAGUUAUGAUAAGUGCUUCCUCGGGUCCUCUGAGACAGCAGACGCAAACAGAGUAUUCUGUGGGCAGCUAGGAGCCGUCUACGUGUUCAGCGAAGCCCUCAAUCCCGCACAGAUAUUUGCAAUUCAUCAGCUAGGACCAGGCUAUAAGAGCACAUUUAAGUUCAAGUCAGAGAGUGAUAUCCACUUAGCGGAGCAUCACAAGCAGGUGUUGUAUGACAGCAAGUUGGCCAGCUCCAUCGCCUUCACCUACAACGCCAAGGCCACUGACGCCCAGCUCUGCCUGGAAUCCUCGCCUAAAGAAAACGCCUCCAUCUUUGUGCACUCACCGCACGCCCUUAUGCUACAGGAUGUAAAAGCCACAGUGACUCACUCCAUCCACAGUGCCAUCCACUCCAUCGGUGGGAUCCAGGUGCUCUUCCCCCUCUUUGCUCAGCUGGACUACCAUCAGCUGAACGACAGCCAGGUGGAAUCCACUGUGUGUGCUACUCUCCUGGCCUUUCUGGUUGAGCUGCUCAAGAGCUCUGUGGCCAUGCAGGAGCAGAUGCUGGGAGGAAAGGGGUUUUUGGUGAUUGGAUACCUGCUGGAGAAGUCAUCACGUGUACACAUCACCAGGGCUGUGUUAGAGCAAUUCCUCUCCUUUGCAAAGUAUCUGGACGGUCUGACGCACGGGGCACCUCUGCUGAAGCAGCUGUGUGACCACAUCCUGUUCAAUGCUGCCAUCUGGAUCCACACCCCUGCCAAGGUGCAGCUCUCUCUAUAUACAUACCUUUCCGCGGAGUUCAUUGGCACGGCAACCAUCUACAACACGAUCCGUCGAGUGGGCACAGUGCUUCAGCUAAUGCAUACACUAAAGUACUACUACUGGGCCAUUAACCCUGCAGACAGCAGUGGCAUCACGCCGAAGGGCCUUGAUGGUCCAAGGCCGACCCAGAAAGAAAUCAUUUCUCUACGGGCAUUCAUGCUUCUCUUCCUCAAGCAACUCAUCCUGAAGGACCGAGGUGUGAAGGAGGACGAGCUGCAGACAAUCCUGAACUAUUUGUUAACAAUGCACGAGGACGAGAAUCUGCAUGAUGUUUUGCAGUUGGUGGUAGCCCUCAUGUCUGAGCAUCCUGCCUCCAUGAUCCCUGCUUUUGACCAGAGAAAUGGAAUACGGGUAAUCUACAAGCUCAUGGCCUCUAAGAGCGAAAGCAUCCGAGUACAAUCCCUCAAAGUCCUUGGGUACUUCCUCAAGCAUUUGGGCCACAAGAGGAAGGUUGAGAUCAUGCACACACACAGCCUCUUUACUCUCCUGGGAGAAAGGCUCAUGCUGCACACCAACACUGUGACCGUGACGACCUACAACACUUUGUACGAGAUUCUGACAGAGCAGGUGUGCACGCAGGUAGUUCACAAACCUCAUCCUGAGCCCGACUCCACUGUCAAGAUUCAGAACCCAAUGAUUCUCAAGGUGGUAGCUACCCUAUUGAAGAACUCCGCCCCGAGCACGGAGCUGAUGGAGGUUCGGCGGCUCUUCCUUUCAGAUAUGAUCAAACUGUUCAGUAACAGCCGAGAGAACAGACGCUGUCUGCUUCAGUGCUCCGUAUGGCAGGACUGGAUGUUUUCUCUCGGCUACAUCAACCCUAAAAACUCCGACGAGCAGAAGAUCACUGAGAUGGUGUACAACAUCUUUCGUAUUCUGCUCUACCAUGCCAUUAAGUAUGAGUGGGGAGGAUGGCGGGUGUGGGUGGACACACUCUCUAUAGCACACUCUAAGGUGACAUAUGAGGCACAUAAAGAGUACUUGGCUAAGAUGUAUGAAGAGUACCAGCGUCAAGAGGAGGAAAAUAUUAAGAAAGGGAAGAAAGGCUUCGUCAGUACCAUCUCUGGACUUUCUGCUCAGGCCUCGGGCAUCAAGGGAGCCGUUGAGAUCAGAGAAAUGGACGAUAACUCACAAACACCUGAGAGUGAGAAGGACUAUGAGAGUGCAGACUCCCGCAACCUGCUGGCUGAAGGGAAGGGGCCUGAGGAGGGUCUCAGGGGAACAGAGGCUACUGUAGAUGGGGUCAAGGUCGAAGUUCAUGACCUUCUGGUGGACAUCAAGGCUGAAAAGGUGGAGGCUACAGAGGUUAAGCUGGAUGACUUGGACUUGUCCUCUGAAACUCUGGGAGUAUCUGAGAACGGAGCACUGGUGGAGGUGGAUUCCCUGUUGGACAAUGUUUAUUGUGCUGCUGUGGAAAAGCUCAACAGUAAUGUCAACAGUGUGUUGUUGCCAAAGGCCAGCAUGGAUGACCAAAAUGCACCACCUCUCAUUACUCUAGAUGAUGACAAGGACACCCUCCCUAGCAACAACAACUUUCUGUUCGGCAAGGUGACAGGUGGCAUGGAGGACAAGCUGCUGCCUGAUCUCAGUCCAGCUGAACCUCUGGUCCUGCCCAGCCCAGAGCCUCCAGUCCACACCAGUGCCAGUGAUGAACUGAGCCUUCUUGCUCACAUGACAAGCAGCUCUGAGCUUGGCACCUUACCCUGUAUCCUGGAGAAGGAUGAGUUUGAACUACAGGCGGCCUUGGAGGGCAUCAGCUCUGUGGCUGGCACCGAUGCCGAGGCCUCUUCCAAAAGCCCAGAAGUCACUGAGGGCACAGCUGCAGCGGCAUCUGAAGGGGAUGCCUCGACUGUUAAGACCAGCAGCGCAGCAGAUGCAACAAGCAACAAUUCUGACACGGAGAGAUCAGAUGAUAGCAAAGACAAGGAGAGGAAGAUCCAGACGACAGCCACCACACAGAGUCUACAUGGCCGCCUAGGCAGUCAGAUGGAGAGGGACAUACGUGUGGACCUGGGUUUCAGGGGGAUGCCCAUGACAGAAGAACAACGACGUCAGUUUAGCCCCGGCCCACGCACCACCAUGUUCCGCAUCCCAGAGUUCAAAUGGUCAGCCAUGCACCAGAGACUGCUCACCGACCUGCUGUUUGCACUGGAGAGCGACGUCCAUGUCUGGAGGAGCCACUCCACCAAAUCUGUCAUGGACUUUGUCAAUAGUAAUGAGAACAUUAUUUUUGUCCACAACACUAUCCACCUCAUCUCGCAAAUGGUAGACAACAUCAUUAUCGCCUGUGGAGGGAUCUUGCCCCUUCUCUCAGCAGCCACCUCUCCUUCUACGGAGAUGGACAACAUCGAGGCAACACAAGGCAUGUCCUCAGAGACCGCCAUCACUUUCCUGUCCCGUCUCAUGGUUCUGGUUGACGUCUUGGUGUUCUCGAGCUCCCUCAACUUCAGUGAGAUUGAGGCUGAGAAGAACAUGUCCUCCGGUGGCCUGAUGCGUCAGUGCCUCAGACUCGUGUGUUGUGUGGCUGUUAGGAACUGUCUGGAGUGCAGGCAGCGACACAGAGACAGGGGAAGUAAGUCUUCAAUUCCCAACAACCACAAGACUCAGGAAAUCCUACUAAAUGCUGUGACUUCCAGCAAGACAGCCAUAGAGACUGUCCCUAGUAACCUGUCUCCCAUCAAGGACCCUGAUCGCCUUCUGCAGGAUGUGGACAUCAAUCGACUACGCGCUGUGGUGUUUCGUGACGUGGAUGACAGCAAGCAAGCCCAGUUCCUGGCUUUAGCUGUGGUCUACUUUAUCUCUGUCCUCAUGGUCUCCAAGUACCGCGACAUCCUGGAGCCCCAACGUGAGACUGCCAGGAUAAGCAGUCAGUCGGGCCGCAGCAUGCGUCAGGAGAUCAACUCACCGACCAGCACAGAAACACCUCUAGCAUUCGACAGCAGUAAGGACCAUCCAGCACAGUUAGAAGACCGCCACAUGGAAGGCUCCCUGCCCCACACAGACUCUGGUAUCGGAGAGGAGCAGGUAGCCAGCAUCCUAAACGGGUCUGACCUGGACCACAGUGCGGGAAGGUCAGAUGCCAUGAGUGAGCUCAUAUCGACACUGUCCUCAGAGGUGAAGAAGUCCCAGGAGAGUCUGUCUGAAUCACCCAGCAUAGAGGUGCUGAAAUCCUCCUCCUCUAUCAUCAGCAUUAGCCAGCCCAAAAGAGGCAUCAAUGUCAAGGAGAUACUGAAGAGCCUCGUGGCAGCUCCAGUGGAGGGCAUGGAGGCCGGGGUGGAGCCUGUGUGCUACCCAGACCCUACUGCCAAGGCCCAGGCCCAGGCGAUGCUACCCAUGCAGUUUCACUCCUUUGACAGGAGCGUGGUGGUGCCGGUGAAGAAAACCUCUCCUGGCAGUCUGGCAGUUAACACAGUGGGAACCAGCAGCAGCACCUCUGCUGGGCUGACAGCUGGCAGCACCCCCAACAUCUUUGCUGCUGCCUCUGCGACCCCCAAAAGCAUGAUCAAUACCACAGGACCCACUGAUGCGGCCCCCUCUACCACGUCUUCCUCCAAUUUUGUCAACGGAGCCACCAGUAAGAAUCUGCCGGCCGUGCAGACGGUGGCCCCCAUGCCUGAAGACACAGUAGAAAACAUGAGUGCCUCUUGUGAAGUGGACCACUGUCCACUGCGCCAGGGACUGACACCUCCUGAGCUCAAACCCUUAACCUCCCUGACAGGAUUACAGGCAGCCUCCAGAGGUGCAGGCCAGUGUCAUAGCAUUACCACGAAGCUGGAGAGGGCCUUGGAGAAGGUGGCACCCCUGCUGAGAGAGACCUUUGUGGACUUUGCACCCUUUCUGUCGCGCACCUUGCUGGGCAGCCAUGGACAGGAGCUGCUCAUAGAAGGUCUGGUGUGUAUGAAGUCAAGCACCUCGGUGGUGGAGCUCGUCAUGCUGCUUUGUUCUCAGGAAUGGCAGAACUCUAUUCAGAAGAACGCUGGCCUGGCUUUCAUUGAGCUAAUCAACGAAGGGAGGUUGCUCUGCCACGCCAUGAAGGACCACAUAGUUCGGGUUGCCAACGAGGCUGAGUUCAUCCUGAACAGGCAGCGAGCAGAGGACGUCCACAAACACGCAGAGUUUGAGUCCAACUGUGCCCAAUAUGCCGCCGACAGAAAAGAGGAAGAGAAGAUGUGUGACCACCUGAUCAGUGCCGCUAAACACAGAGACCACGUGACGGCCAACCAGUUAAAGCAGAAAAUUGUCAACAUCCUCACCAACAAGCAUGGCGCCUGGGGGACGCUGGCACAGAGUCAGCUGCAUGACUUCUGGCGCCUGGACUACUGGGAAGAUGACCUGCGGCGGAGGCGGCGGUUUGUCAGAAACCCUUUUGGGUCCACCCACUUGGAUGUCACGUGCAAGUCGCUGCAGGAGUAUGGCACAGAAGAGGACGAGGUGGUCAAAUCUAAGAAGGUCUUCCGCAGCCAAACUGUGGCCAGUCAGAACCCCGAGACAGAGCUGAUGCUAGAGGGGGGAGAGGACGAUGCCAUGAGUCUGCUGCAGGAGAAGGAGAUGGACAACCUGGGUGGCCCAGUGGUCCUGAGCAGCCCGGCCCAGCUUGUUGCCCCUGUCCUGGUGGCCCGGGGUACUCUGUCCAUCACCACCACCGAAAUCUACUUCGAGGUGGACGAGGAUGACCCUGCCUUCAAAAGGGUCGACUCAAAGGUUUUAGCAUACACUGAGGGUCUACAUGGGAAAUGGAUGUUCAGUGAGAUCCGGGCGGUGUUCUCCAGGCGCUACCUCCUACAGAACACAGCGAUGGAGGUCUUCAUGGCCAACAGAACAUCAGUCAUGUUCAACUUUCCUGACCAGGCCACAGUAAAGAAAGUGGUCUACAGUCUUCCUCGAGUGGGAGUGGGCACCAGCUAUGGACUCCCACAAGCUAGGCGCAUCUCCCUGGCCACCCCUCGACAGCUUUUCAAAUCCUCCAACAUGACCCAGCGCUGGCAGAGGAGAGAGAUUUCCAACUUUGAGUACCUCAUGUUUCUCAACACUAUCGCAGGGAGGACAUACAAUGACCUGAACCAGUACCCGGUCUUUCCCUGGGUCCUCACCAACUACGACUCAGAGGAGUUGGACCUGACCUUGCCAGGGAACUUCAGAGAUCUCUCAAAGCCUGUUGGUGCUCUGAAUCCGAAGCGUGCAGCAUUCUACGCUGAACGCUAUGAGACUUGGGAUGACGACCAGACACCACCUUGUCAUUACAACUCACACUACUCCACAGCUGCCUCCGCCCUGCACUGGCUUGUCAGAAUAGAGCCCUUCACCACAUUCUCCCUUUGUGCCAAUAACAACAAAUUCGACCACCCUGACCGCACCUUUUCAGGCAUCGCCCGCUCUUGGAGAAACUGUCAGAGGGACACAUCUGAUGUAAAGGAACUGAUUCCUGAGUUCUACUACCUACCCGAGAUGUUUGUCAACAGCAACGGCUACCAUCUGGGAAUGAGGGAGGACAGAACAAUGGUCUGUGAUGUGGACUUGCCAGCCUGGGCGAAGAAGCCUGAAGACCUUGUUAGGAUCAACAGGAUGGCCCUGGAAAGCGAGUUUGUGUCAUGUCAGCUGCAUCAGUGGAUUGACCUUAUUUUCGGCUACAAGCAGCGAGGCCCAGAGGCGGUGCGUGCCCUCAACGUCUUUCACUACCUGACUUACGAGGGCUCUGCCAAGCUGGACAGUAUCACUGACCCUUCGCUCAGAGAGGCCACAGAGGCGCAGAUCCAGAGCUUUGGACAGACGCCAUCUCAGUUGCUUAUUGAGCCACAUCCUCCACGCAGCUCCGCCAUGCACCUGAGUCCUCUAAUGUUCAAGGACCAGAUGCAACAGGAUGUCAUCAUGGUGCUGAAGUUUCCAUCCAAUUCGCCGGUAACACAUGUGGCCGCCAACACCCUGCCCCAUCUCACCAUACCUGCUGUGGUCACCGUCACCUGCAGCCGCCUAUUUGCCGUCAACCGAUGGCACAACACCGUCGGUCUCCGGGGAGCACCGGGCUACUCUCUGGAGCAGGCCCAUCACCUACCUAUAGAGAUGGAUUCUCUGGUUGCCAACAAUACUGGAAGCAACAAGCGUCAGAUCACAGACCUAGUGGACCAGAGCAUCCAAAUCACCACACACUGUUUCGUGGUGACAGCUGACAACCGCUACAUACUGGUGUGUGGCUUCUGGGACAAGAGCUUUCGUGUGUACUCCUCCGAGACAGGAAAGCUGACCCAGAUAGUUUUUGGUCACUGGGAUGUGGUGACGUGUCUGGCCCGAUCAGAGUCUUACAUUGGAGGAGACUGCUACAUCGUCUCCGGGUCCAGGGAUGCAACACUUCUGCUGUGGUAUUGGAGUGGACGGCACCAUAUUAUUGGCGACAACCCCAAUAACAGUGACUACCCAGCACCACGAGCAGUUCUGACGGGUCAUGACCAGGAAGUUGUGUGUGUCUCAGUCUGUGCAGAGCUGGGCCUGGUCAUCAGCGGAGCCAAAGAGGGUCCAUGUCUGGUCCACACCAUCACAGGGGACCUAUUACGGGCUCUGGAGGGGCCAGACCACUAUCUGUGCCCACGGCUCAUCUCCGUGUCCAGCGAGGGCCACUGCAUUAUCUACUAUGAGAGAGGGCGCUUCUGCAACUUCAGCAUUAAUGGCAAACUGCUGGCACAGAUGGAGGUCAAUGAUUCCACCAGGGCUAUCCUCCUGAGCAGUGACGGCCACAACCUGGUCACAGGCGGGGAUAAUGGUGUGGUGGAGGUGUGGCAGGCAUGUGACUUCAAACAGCUCUACAUCUACCCUGGUUGUGAUGCUGGCGUUCGAGCCAUGGACCUAUCACAUGAUCAGAGAACCCUGAUCACAGGCAUGGUCUCUGGCAGUAUUGUAGCAUUUAACAUCGAUUUCAACCGGUGGCACUAUGAGCAUCAAAACAGGUACUAAGUAGAGACAGAGCCACACAGCAGGAGGCAAUUGUGAAGAGUUAAGAGAAACACCUACCAACCCCGUGAUCGAGCUGUGUUGCAGAAGAUCCACCGAGCACGGAGGAGAUCCAGUGGGCUGGAAAACAUCAGCGUGGUGACGCUAAUCAAGAACAAGAUGCACUUAUGCGUUCAUCUGGCCUCGUAAGGCGAACCUGUUGCUAUUCGUCUGUUGCUGAACAAUCUGGAAACACAUUUUCUGUUGGUUUUCAUGUCUUACCUGAGCAUCAGCCGAUGCCGAGUCGAACAGGUCUGUUGUUCUGGGCGAGGAGAGACUGAGAUCAACUUAAGUUAAGACAGUUACACCGUUAAGUUAAUGAAAACAUAAUGUAAACUUUUAGGUUCCUGUUUCAAACUGUGAAAAUGCAAAACAAAAUGAAUCCUCUGUUAGGAACAUUUAUACAACAUUUGUAUGGCAGAUACAUAUCUCACUUGGAACACUUUUAUAGGACAAAAGUUAACUUGUAAAUACGGGAAGUGUAAAGUGUUUCUUCUCUGUAAAGGCUGAGAUAAAGAUCUAAAUGCUGUUAGACUAGCCAUCAUGUUACCGACAUUUCCGUCACGCGAGCCAUCUAUAAAUGUUCAAACUGUCUUCAUUGCACUUCAGAUAUUAGUUGAUAAGUAAUACAUGUAUACGGCCAUUGUUUGCUCAUGGUUUGUUAACAGUGGUCAAAUGUAUGUGUAUGUGAAAAGACAAAAUGUUCAUUGUUACUUUGUUGUGUUUGAUUGUCUAUAUGGAAGAAAAGUCUAAAAUCAGUGUGAGCUUAGUCCUUUGUGAAAUUUGUUUUUGGUCAUGAUGUCAGCAAAAAAAAAAGAAAAAAGAUAAUGAUAUUUCCAUACUUAAUUAAAUUUGAUUUUGUUUAUUGAUGAAAAACAAUUAAAAUGAGCUACUGUAAAGGGGACAUUUGAAACAGCAAUCAUCCGUCUUGUUCGUUUUGGUUUCUUUCAAAAACAUAUCCAGAGGAUUAAAUACCAGAUUUAUUGGAUAUUAUGUCAUGACUGUCAAAAGGUGUUUGUGGUAAAGCUGUAAGACAUUUUGUAAAAGGAAUUGUCAUUUUUUAAGACAUUCUACAAUUGUUGCGCAUCAGUUUUUUUUUUUUUUAGUUUGCCUAUUUUUGCACAAAAUGUUUGCUCGUCUGUUUUAAAUCUGUGAAUUCAUCAACACCAGUUUAUGCUGUAACAACAGGCAUCGGUAAGCAAUAUUAUGACUUCAGUAGCUAAAAAGGCCUGAGGAAGGUUUUUCAGCUGAGACGAAAAAAAAUGAUCUAAUGAGGAACAGGAUAGUCUUCCGAAAACAAAAAAAGACUAUGGUCUAUUUUUGGAGAUAUGACUGCAUUUAAAUUGUAGAAAUGAGAAGGCUGUCGCUGUGAGCUGACAAUUUGAAAUGAACAAAAAUAUGCAAAUAGAUUUUGAGUUUGCAUUCUGAUUUUCUAGUGGUGCCACACGAUGCCACCCUUACCCAAAGCUGAAGUUUUGCAUGCUAGGAGCUCCCGAAGGCACUGGGUUUACUUUGUUUCCUGUUAAAUCAUUUUCAUGAUUGUGAAUCAAAUUAGUUUGACAAAAAUCAUUUUCUUAAUGAUGUUUAAAUUAAAACAGUGUAUUUUAUUUUAUUAUUUUAUUUGAAAAGUUAUGGUUUAUAUAUAUAUAUUUUAGUUUGGCCAAUUGUCUCUGCAUAUGUAAGCUUAUGUGAUUAUAUAAAAAUUGAUAACUAAAUUCAGCUGCUUUCAUUAUUUUUGUCUUUUUAAUAAAACUGAAAAACUUAAUAUUUCUAACCAUAUAGUAUUUAUUGAGAUUUUACUUACUACACUGUGUGUAGACUGCAAGCAUUCAUGCAUGCACCAACAUAAAAUGUGUUGAUGUUACCCCAUAAUAUGUCUAACUAUAGCUCAGUGUAUGCAUGCUGUAUCAGAAGGAGGAAUUCAUUUCAUGUGUUUGAUUAUACUGCCACCUGCUGACAGUUACCUUCUGACUCAUGGUAAGUCGCUGACUCACAAAUUGAAUCCUUUUUAUUUCAAGGGGUUUUUUGUUGUUGGAAGUUUUAACCAUAUUUUUGUUCUCAUGAACCAAAAAAAAAGUGUUUUGUUCUCAUUUAGAUCGUUUUAUAACAUCCUUACAUUAACGGAAUAUGGAUGAAUAUAAUACAGCAUUCACAUUCUCCAUCUGCUUCCACAUAACACUGACAUUCCCAGUUGUCUUCGAGUACCAUUUUGUCAAACUGUAUAUAAACAUUACAUGUUUUUCAGAUUAUGAAAAACAGACAAACAUUCUCAAAAAGUCACUAUUACAACUUGCUUUCCUUGUGCUUUUUUGGUUCAUUCCCUUCUAGUCAAAAACUUAAAAGCCCUUUUAUAAGAAAAUCAUGACCAUGGAGUGAUGUUACAUUUGUUUAAAAUACCUAUGUACAAGUCUUAACUCAGCUGUGGUAUGACUAUAGUCUGCCUUAAAUUAACUGCAUUCACCAGGACAGUGCGUACAAUGACAACAGAAACUGUGUCAUAUCUGACAGGCGUAUAUCAAACAGUAGAAGACUGGAACAACUGAUUUAGGAUGCAUAUUAGUAUACAUGCAGGUUACAGUCUCUGAUGAAGGGAGGAGGACAUUCACAUUCAUGAAUAUUUGCUCUCUGGUGAACCAAUGUAUGAAGCGGUCAGAGGACCUCGUAGUCGUGUUUGAUCGGUUUAAAAAGUCCAACAAAAGUCCUGACUGAAUGGAUAGAUAUUAAAAUAACAGGUUUUACUGGAAGCACUGUUGUCUUUACCAACAUUUGUUUCUUAUUUAAGUUUGUGAGGGGGGAAAAAAAAAUCCAUGUUACACAAGAACUAAUUGUGUCAGUUGUCUGCCAAAACGCCUGCACGAGAUUCAUUCUCACCCAUUCCAGCAUUUCAGAAGGACAGAUUUAAAAAUACUGUGCUCAAUGGGCAGUACAUCUAAUUGCACUUAAAUCCAUAUGGGCCAAGGCAAGACUUUAAAAACAUGCAACUUACUACCAACUACACAGCACUGACAUUCAUCUGUACCACCACUGAAUUACAACCACUCUCACAGACGUGACAAAAACUACCGUUUCAAAAACCAUCCUCAAGCACACAGGUGAGCCGGACCAGCAACAGUCAAACAUUAGCGCCCUCAAUUCUCUUACAGAGGCAAGCUACUGGAUAGCAGGACAAUAAUCAUCCUACACAAAUAAAUGUGUUCAGUACAGAUUAUGCUUACGGUACAAUAUAGCAGCAAGUCUUUUCAGUUUAUUAAGUCCUCUUAACCAGCGUGUCUAAAGGUUUACGCACCAGAAUCAUAAGUACCACAGCAGAGUAAUCUAGAGGUGACUGUUAAUGUUGUAGUGAAUGAAUUAUUGUUUAACACGUGUUUGUGUUUAAAUCAGUAUGAUAAGUGACAGGUACUGAACAUGUCAUAUCACAAAAAUCAUGUAGAAGCUAAGGUUUCAAUAUUUUGCAUUUAAACUUCCCAUUAGAGAGCUAAGUGCUUCAUGGAGUAGGUUCUGUUUCCUGCAGUAAACAUUAUGAACCAAUAGAGGGCUCUAGAGUACUACAAUGAACCACUGCUUGCUGUGUGGAAAUAAGGCUUACAGUUUGGUGGCUUUUUUUUUUUAAAAGAUAAAAGGCAGAUAUUAAAAAUUGUUGCAUGCUCUUAAGGUGUAUUCUUCCGGAGACUAACGCAUCACUUAUUCUGAUCAAUGCAUUUUGUAAUUAA
Larimichthys crocea (large yellow croaker) is the source of this 13013-nucleotide messenger RNA. RefSeq names its product neurobeachin b (gene nbeab). Gene Ontology annotation, molecular function: protein kinase binding. NCBI's taxonomy places the organism in Eukaryota, Metazoa, Chordata, Actinopteri, Sciaenidae. The record is from RefSeq and is a predicted model, not a curated record. The coding region runs from base 466 to 9267 and encodes 2933 amino acids. The transcript is spliced from 57 exons. Gene Ontology annotation, biological process: intracellular protein localization. Gene Ontology annotation, cellular component: cytosol; membrane.